AUGGAUUUAGAGAACAACACUCAUAUAUCAGUAUUUCUGCUUCUGGGAAUUUCAGAGGACCCCACAAUCCAGCCAGUCCUCUUUGGACUGUUCCUGUCCAUGUACCUGAUCACUGUGCUUGGGAACCUGCUCAUCAUCAUGGCCACCAUCUCAGACUCCCACCUGCACACACCCAUGUACUUCUUCCUCUCCAACUUAUCCUUUGUGGACAUCUGCUUCCCCUCCACCACUGUCCCAAAGAUGCUGAUAAACAUCCAGAUACAGACCAAGGUCAUCACCUAUGCAGACUGUAUCACCCAAAUGCUUUUUUUCACACUCUUUAUAACAUUGGACAUCUUUCUGUUGACUGUGAUGGCCUAUGACCGCUGUGUGGCUAUCUGUCACCCCCUGCAUUACACAAUCACCAUGAAUCCCAGGUUCUGUGUGCAGCUGCUCCAGGCAUCCUGGAUAGCAAGUGUCCCUAAUUCCCUGAUACAUAGCUUACUAGUGCUGCGACUGUCCUUCUGUGCUCACUCGGAAAUCCCACACUUUUUCUGUGAAGUUAAUCAGGUGGUCCACUGUGCCUGUUCUGACACCUUUGUUAAUGAUCUGCUGAUGUAUUUUACAUCUCUAAUACUGGGUGGUGGUCCCUUUGCUGGCAUUCUUUACUCAUACGUUAAGAUAUUUACUUCUAUUCGUACAAUCUCCUCAGCUCAGGGGAAGCAUAAGGCAUUUUCCACCUGUGCAUCUCACCUCUCAGUUGUCUUCUUAUUUUAUUGCACAAGCUUAGGUGUGUACCUUAGUUCUUCCACAAGCCAAGACUUAUACUCAAGUGCAAGAGCCUCGGUGAUGUACACAGUGGUCACCCCCAUGCUGAAUCCCUUCAUCUACAGUCUGAGGAAUAAGGAUGUAAAGAGAGCUCUGAAAAGACUUUUUGAGAGAGAAAUUAUAAGCAUGCCAUUUGUGCUGAGACUAAACAAGUGCCCAUGA
Castor canadensis (American beaver) is the source of this 969-nucleotide messenger RNA. RefSeq names its product olfactory receptor 7A10-like. Lineage: Eukaryota; Metazoa; Chordata; Mammalia; Rodentia; Castoridae. Gene Ontology annotation, biological process: G protein-coupled receptor signaling pathway. The record is from RefSeq and is a predicted model, not a curated record. Gene Ontology annotation, molecular function: olfactory receptor activity; G protein-coupled receptor activity. Gene Ontology annotation, cellular component: membrane.